Molecule: messenger RNA, 402 nt
Organism: Miscanthus lutarioriparius
Lineage: Eukaryota; Viridiplantae; Streptophyta; Magnoliopsida; Poales; Poaceae
Source: the annotation of a GenBank genome assembly
AUGGCGAAGGGCGGGCUGACCAAGCUCCGGUGCAUGAUCAAGAGGUGGCACUCGUCCAGCCGCAUCGCCCGCGCGCCGUCGCCGGGCCGCGUCGAGGACGACGGCGGCGGCGCGCGCGGCCGCGGCGCGUCGUUCCACGGCGCGGACGAGGUGCCCAAGGGCCUGCACCCGGUGUACGUCGGCAGGUCGCGCCGCCGGUACCUCAUCGCCCAGGAGCUGGUGAGCCACCCGCUGUUCCAGACCCUCGUCGACCGCACCGGCGGCGGCGCCACCGGGGGAGCAGCGGGUACCACCGUCGUCGGCUGCGAGGUCGUCCUGUUCGAGCACCUGCUGUGGAUGCUGGAGAACGCCGACCCGCAGCCGGAGUCCCUCGACGAGCUCGUUGACUACUACGCGUGCUGA